UGUAAGCAAAGUUUAUAUUAAGCCUUUCUUCACAUUUGUCAAAUACUUUUACAUGCUGUAUCCGGUCCGUUAAUUUUGUUUCUGUAGACAAUUAUGAACUAUUUCUCUCUUGACCUUGUUCUGUUAGUAUUUGCGGUUUAUAACACUGCUUCAUGUACUGGAUUUAUUUUUGACGUUAGAACAGAUUGUCUAUUGACGUCUUGGAGUUCCUGGGCGGAAGUUCCUGGUCUUGAUGUGCACGUUCAUGAACGUGGAAUUCUCCGGCAUGAAAACAAAGGCGGUAUCCCAUGCCCUCCUAGAGAAACAAUGAGAGAAGUCAGAGCAGACGACAUCAUGAAGCGUUGGGACAGUCCCGAACAUAUACAAGACACCGCAAGAUCGUUAUCAGAGAAUUUCAUUCGGAGAAAUCCGAAGCCUGACAAUCCAACAGAGCCUGGCCAUAUUCGUGAUCUUUUGAUUGUCCUCGACUCCGUGGAAAGUCUUGACGAUGAAGCGUUCAACAGUACAAAACAAAACUUAGCAGAGCUUCUAGGAAUGUUCUGUCCCGACCCAGACCCGUUUGCCAAACUGUACAACCACGCUGUGUUGAUUGGUGUCUCUAAUUCUCACGAUGAAGUAUUUGAGUUCAACAACUAUGACGGUAUUGCGGCUGUAAAGGAUGCGAUUCUGCAAGUGCAUCGUGAUUCAAAUCGGUCAUGCAUGAAAAGCAAUCUUGAUGCGGCUUUUACGAUGCUUACACAGACAGGGAUACGAUCCGACAUUCUAGUAGAUAAAGAUGUCUUGAUACUGACAGAUGGUUACUCUAACUGUAGCGGAGAUGUUUUGGCAUCUGCGUUAAGACUUCGUGGAAUAGCCAGAGUGUUUUCCCUUCUGAUUGGUUCGUUUUCAUCGAACGGAUUCAAUGAUGUCCUGAACUACGUAACAACACCAGUACCGGAACAUCUUUUUAUAGUGAAAACACAACAGGGAUUUGAUCAACUAAUGACUACACUUGAAUCACAGAACAAUGCUUCAUGCAUGCCUUUUGAUCUACCUUCAACCAUGAAAUAACUUACCUCCAACCUCACAUUUUUUUAAAAUAAAAAUUCUUUUCAAACUGGUGCAUACCAUUAUAUAUUUAUGGUAUGUAGAUAUGUUAAUUCUUUCUUUUGGCUAAUAAAUAUA
Messenger RNA from Mercenaria mercenaria, 1164 nucleotides. RefSeq lists its product as uncharacterized. The coding region runs from base 94 to 1050 and encodes 318 amino acids. The transcript is spliced from 3 exons. The record is from RefSeq and is a predicted model, not a curated record. NCBI's taxonomy places the organism in Eukaryota, Metazoa, Mollusca, Bivalvia, Venerida, Veneridae.